Lepisosteus oculatus (spotted gar) is the source of this 1942-nucleotide messenger RNA. It is a transcript of the gene fuca2, whose product is annotated as alpha-L-fucosidase 2. Gene Ontology annotation, molecular function: alpha-L-fucosidase activity. The record is from RefSeq and is a predicted model, not a curated record. Gene Ontology annotation, biological process: fucose metabolic process; glycoside catabolic process. Gene Ontology annotation, cellular component: lysosome. NCBI's taxonomy places the organism in Eukaryota, Metazoa, Chordata, Actinopteri, Semionotiformes, Lepisosteidae.
ACGAGUCCAAGUCAUAUGAGAGAAGAGGAAGAGAAAUAGAGUUGUUCAGUGCCUGAGUCUCUCUGUGAAUGGUGAUGUCUUCUGGAAAGCGCUGCCAAUGGAGUGUGUUACUGGCCGGAGGAGUCGUGCUCUUUCUUGCAGGUGGCGGCGGAUGUCAGUACCAGCCCACCUGGGAAUCCAUUGACUCCAGACCUUUGCCAGAGUGGUUCGAUCAGGCGAAGUUCGGCAUCUUCGUGCAUUGGGGAGUGUUCUCUGUCCCCAGCUAUGGCAGCGAGUGGUUUUGGUGGUACUGGCACAAGAACAUGAAGAACUAUGUUGAAUUCAUGGAAAAGAAUUACCCUCCUGGCUUUCAGUACACAGAUUUUGCUCCACAGUUCACUGCGGAGUUCUUCGACGCCAGCCAGUGGGCAGAAAUCUUUGCAGCAUCGGGUGCAAAAUAUGUUGUUCUAACCACUAAACACCAUGAAGGGUUCACCCUCUGGGGCUCCAAGUACUCGUGGAACUGGAAUGCUGUGGACGUGGGUCCCAAAAGAGACCUGGUGGAUGAGGUAGCUAGCGCCCUGCGGAAAAACACUGACGUACGGCUUGGGCUGUACCACUCCCUCUUCGAGUGGUUCCAUCCCCUCUUCCUGGAGGAUGCUGCCAACGUCUUCAAGACCAACAAGUUCCCCAUGACCAAGACUCUGCCUGAGCUGUAUGAAAUCGUGAACAAAUACAAGCCAGAAGUCCUCUGGUCCGACGGGGAUGGAGAUGCACCUGACACUUACUGGAACAGCACAGGGUUCCUGGCUUGGCUCUACAAUGAAAGCCCAGUUCGUGAGACAAUAGUGACAAAUGAUCGCUGGGGCUAUGGCUCUAUAUGCAAGCAUGGUGGCUACUACACAUGCAGUGACCGCUACAAUCCAGGCCACCUCCUGAAGCACAAGUGGGAGAACUGCAUGACCAUUGACCACAAGUCAUGGGGUUACAGGAGAGAUGCAGAGUUGAAAGACUUUCUCACCAUUGAGCAGCUGGUUAAGACGUUGGUAGAGACUGUCUCUUGUGGAGGUAACCUGCUGAUGAAUGUUGGACCUACACAUGAUGGGCGGAUAGUACCCAUUUUUGAGGAGCGCUUGAGGCAAAUGGGCCAGUGGCUGAAGGUGAAUGGGGAAGCCAUUUACAACACAACAGCCUGGAGGGCUCAGAAUGACUCCAUCACCCCCGGAAUCUGGUACACAGCAAAGCCUCAGGAGAAUGCUGUUUAUGCAGUUUUCUUAGAGUGGCCCAAGUCGGAUCUUCUUGUUCUUGGCGAACCCUUAGUAACUGAGGAAAAAACAGAGGUCCAACUGCUUGGUUAUUCCCAGCCACUGAAGUGGCAGCCAUUGAAGUCAAAUGGGCUACAAAUCACUCUGCCUCAGCUGUCUUACAGUGAGAUGCCUUGUCUUUGGGCUUGGACCCUCAAACUAACUAAAGCCACAUGAAGGCCCACAAAAAAGCAAUCUGGGAAUUUUUUAUUUUUUUUAUUUUUAUUUUGUAAUCUGGUUUCAACAUGCCUGUACAGUCUGUCCUAUGGUGUCUGCUCUGAAUAAUGUCUGUAUAAAUUAAAACACUGAUUUUACAAUCACUAGUGAAAUGCUGGUAUGCUGUUAAACUACCUUUUUAGAAUCAUAAAUCACAAAUACAGUCCAUAUUUUUAUGUUUUAUAUUUCUAUACCCUUUUUAAAUGUAACCAGUAUGAACCGAUAACUCAAUGUAAGAAUUUUUGUUUUGCUCAAAUGAUUUGAAAAUAGACUAAUUAUAAGGCGUGAAGGCAUUAUAAGCAGUUUUUCAGCCAUUCUUCAUUAUAGUGUGCCUUUCUAAGGUGUAAGGUUGUCACAAAGCCCUUGGGUACCUCAGUUGCCAUGGGAAGAUUUUACUGUAAAUUUCAGCUGCACUUUUUGCAUUAAUGAUGUAUUUCAAAACA